This is a messenger RNA of Mesorhabditis spiculigera, 3591 nucleotides long. Lineage: Eukaryota; Metazoa; Nematoda; Chromadorea; Rhabditida; Rhabditidae. The record is from the annotation of a GenBank genome assembly.
AUGUUUUGGAUCUUUGACUCGAAUGGCAACGACUCGAACAGCCGGAUAUUGGGACGACGUGAACAAGUGUCCCGCGACGAAAUGGUCGACAAGGAAAAAGCGACGAACAGCAGGGAGGCCACCCCUCAAAUCAGCCCCAACUCUACUGCAGCAAUCGAGAGCAAAUUGACCGCCACCCCGCUUUCACGCUACAAACGACAACACUUACUGCAAUCGAGCCUGACUUUCGGUGACGAGGACGCCAAACCCUCUCCCACAGUGGUCGUCAAGCAAAUUGAAGUCAAGGCGGAAACCGUUCCUUCUUAUGCACGCUCAACCGAAGCGGCACGCAAGAAAGUGGCUGUGGUUUCUGGUGUGGUGGUCGAGAACAAUCAUGAUAAGAGCCAAUCCGUGUCGCGAAGUGACUUUGCCGGGGUGCAAGGGGAUCGCGUGGAAGUUCGACGACCAAAGGAAAACCAGAUAUUUGAGCGACACGCAAAUGGCAUAAUGGGUACCUCCAUGACAAGAAGUGACUACUCCCCGAAGAAGGGCGAUCGCUAUGAAAUCAGGAAGCCCGUCGACAGUAAAAUCUUCGAAGUAAAAGGCGGCAUCGACGGUCAAAGCCAGAAUCAGAAGGACUUCCAAGCAGGACGAGGCGAUCGCUAUGAUGCUGUGAAGCCUGGAGCAUCAGACAUCUGGAACAAGGAAGGCGGCGUCGAGCAGAUGACCGUCAACCGCAGCGAGUACAGCGCCAAGGCCGGCGAACGCUACGAUGUCGUCAAGCCGAAGGAGUCGGACUUGUUGAGGGGAGACGGCCACUUCGAAGGCCAGACCCAGAAUCAGAAGGACUUCCAAGCAGGACGAGGCGAUCGCUAUGAUGCUGUGAAGCCUGGAGCAUCAGACAUCUGGAACAAGGAAGGCGGCGUCGAGCAGAUGACCGUCAACCGCAGCGAGUACAGCGCCAAGGCCGGCGAACGCUACGAUGUCGUCAAGCCGAAGGAGUCGGACUUGUUGAGGGGAGACGGCCACUUCGAAGGCCAGACCCAGAAUCAGAAGGACUUCCAAGCAGGACGAGGCGAUCGCUAUGAUGCUGUGAAGCCUGGAGCAUCAGACAUCUGGAACAAGGAAGGCGGCGUCGAGCAGACGACCGUCAACCGCAGCGAGUACAGCGCCAAGGCCGGCGAACGCUACGAUGUCGUCAAGCCGAAGGAGUCGGACUUGUUGAGGGGAGACGGCCACUUCGAAGGCCAGACCCAGAAUCAGAAGGACUUCCAAGCAGGACGAGGCGAUCGCUAUGAUGCUGUGAAGCCUGGAGCAUCAGACAUCUGGAACAAGGAAGGCGGCGUCGAGCAGAUGACCGUCAACCGCAGCGAGUACAGCGCCAAGGUCGGCGAACGCUACGAUGUCGUCAAGCCGAAGGAGUCGGACUUGUUGAGGGGAGACGGCCACUUCGAGGGCCAAACCCAGAAUCAGAAGGACUUCCAAGCAGGACGAGGCGAUCGCUAUGACGCUGUGAAGCCUGGAGCAUCAGAUAUCUGGAACAAGGAAGGCGGCGUCGAGCAGAUGACCGUCAACCGCAGCGAGUACAGCGCCAAGGCCGGCGAACGCUACGAUGUCGUCAAGCCGAAGGAGUCGAACUUGUUGAGGGGAGACGGCCACUUCGAAGGCCAGACCCAGAAUCAGAAGGACUUCCAAGCAGGGCGAGGCGAUCGCUAUGAUACAGUACGACCUGGCGCAUCAGACAUCUGGAACAAGGAAGGCGGCGUCGAGCAGAUGACCGUCAACCGCAGCGAGUACAGCGCCAAGGCCGGCGAACGCUACGAUGUCAUCAAGCCGAAAGAAUCCGACCUGCUUCGAGGUGAUGGUCACUUCGAAGGCCAGACGCAAAAUCAGAAGGACUUCCAAGCAGGACGAGGCGAUCGUUACGAUGCUGUGAAACCUGGAGCAUCAGACAUCUGGAACAAGGAAGGCGGCGUCGAGCAGAUGACCGUCAACCGCAGCGAGUACAGCGCCAAGGCCGGCGAACGCUACGAUGUCGUCAAGCCGAAAGAAUCCGACCUGCUUCGAGGUGAUGGUCACUUCGAAGGCCAGACGCAAAAUCAGAAGGACUUCCAAGCAGGACGAGGCGAUCGUUACGAUGCUGUGAAGCCUGGAGCAUCAGACAUCUGGAACAAGGAAGGCGGCGUCGAGCAGAUGACCGUCAACCGCAGCGAGUACAGCGCCAAGGCCGGCGAACGCUACGAUGUCGUCAAGCCGAAGGAGUCGGACUUGUUGAGGGGAGACGGCCACUUCGAAGGCCAGACCCAGAAUCAGAAGGACUUCCAGGCAGGACGAGGCGAUCGCUAUGAUGCUGUGAAGCCUGGAGCAUCAGACAUCUGGAACAAGGAAGGCGGCGUCGAGCAGAUGACCGUCAACCGCAGCGAGUACAGCGCCAAGGCCGGCGAACGUUACGAUGUCGUCAAGCCGAAAGAAUCCGACCUGCUUCGAGGAGAUGGUCACUUCGAGGGCCAAACCCAGAAUCAGAAGGACUUCCAAGCAGGACGAGGUGAUCGUUACGAUGCUGUGAAACCUGGAGCAUCAGACAUCUGGAACAAGGAAGGCGGCGUCGAGCAGAUGACCGUCAACCGCAGCGAGUACAGCGCCAAGGCCGGCGAACGCUACGAUGUCGUCAAGCCGAAAGAAUCCGACCUGCUUCGAGGAGAUGGUCACUUCGAGGGCCAGGCCCAGAAUCAGAAGGACUUCCAAGCAGGACGAGGUGAUCGUUACGAUGCUGUGAAACCUGGAGCAUCAGACAUCUGGAACAAGGAAGGCGGCGUCGAGCAGAUGACCGUCAACCGCAGCGAGUACAGCGCCAAGGUCGGCGAACGCUACGAUGUCGUCAAGCCGAAGGAGUCGGACUUGUUGAGGGGAGACGGCCACUUCGAAGGCCAGACCCAGAAUCAGAAGGACUUCCAAGCAGGACGAGGCGAUCGCUAUGAUGCUGUGAAACCUGGAGCAUCAGACAUCUGGAACAAGGAAGCCGGCGUCGAGCAGAUGACCGUCAACCGCAGCGAGUACAGCGCCAAGGCCGGCGAACGCUACGAUGUCGUCAAGCCGAAAGAAUCCGACCUGCUUCGAGGUGAUGGUCACUUCGAAGGCCAGACGCAAAAUCAGAAGGACUUCCAAGCAGGACGAGGCGAUCGUUACGAUGCUGUGAAACCUGGAGCAUCAGACAUCUGGAACAAGGAAGGCGGCGUCGAGCAGAUGACCGUCAACCGCAGCGAGUACAGCGCCAAGGCCGGCGAACGCUACGAUGUCGUCAAGCCGAAAGAAUCCGACCUGCUUCGAGGUGAUGGUCACUUCGAAGGCCAGACGCAAAAUCAGAAGGACUUCCAAGCAGGACGAGGCGAUCGUUACGAUGCUGUGAAGCCUGGAGCAUCAGACAUCUGGAACAAGGAAGGCGGCGUCGAGCAGAUGACCGUCAACCGCAGCGAGUACAGCGCCAAGGCCGGCGAACGCUACGAUGUCGUCAAGCCGAAGGAGUCGGACUUGUUGAGGGAGACGGCCACUUCGAAGGCCAGACCCAGAAUCAGAAGGACUUCCAGGCAGGACGAGGCGAUCGCUAUGAUGCUG